AUGAUUUACAACCAUCUGACUUGCGUCUACGCCAGGGUCCAGGGACUCAGUUGCCCACCCCUGCCACCCCAACAGCUCGGCACCCCUUCUACGGCCAGGCGUAUGGUGCUAGCCUUGGCCUAUCAUGCCCCAGCUACCGAGGCACAUCACCCAAUGUCCAGCACCGCCCGAGCCACCACUGCUGCCCUUCACAACUAUGUCAGGCGUGUCCGACAGACCUGUCGGUUGCCUCCACCGGUGCAUGGCGAUGUGUGGCUACGCCUCCUGUUCCGCAUGCUGCCUGUCAACUGCCGCUUUGCCUACCUCCUUGAGCGUCCCGAUGCCAUCUGCUGUGCUUACGGCUGUGGUGGAGUGGAAACCCAACACCAUGCCUUUCACGCAUGCCCCCAAAUCCACCCAGUAUGGACGUUUCACCGCGAUGCCUGGAGGUGCUACGGGGUCACCUUUUCGUGGUCGACUAUCUCGGACCUUGACCUUUUUACGGUCAAUGCGCGCGGCCACCAUCACCAAGAUGCCCUCAAGACCCUAUGGAUCCUUCUCAUAGCCUCAACCCUCCACCUCAUAUGGACCGAGCACAACAAGGUUCAGUAUGAAGCGGCGACUCCGCUGCCUCCCCCAGCGUGGAAUGAGCUAUCGUUCCUUGGCUGGACGAUGUCUGUCCGCCGAUGGCUCCGCCUACAAGACCCCGACUGCCCUCUCCGUUCCUCUGUCCUCGAAGUCCUCCGCGUCCAAUCGCCUUACCGACCGCUGUGGACCAAGUACCCCUACACGCUGCUCCUUGCGCCGACCUCUGCGACCGAUCAGCGCCAUUAG
Aphanomyces astaci is the source of this 813-nucleotide messenger RNA. RefSeq lists its product as hypothetical. The record is from RefSeq and is a predicted model, not a curated record. The transcript has a single exon. NCBI's taxonomy places the organism in Eukaryota, Oomycota, Saprolegniomycetes, Saprolegniales, Verrucalvaceae. Bases 1 to 813 code for a protein of 270 amino acids.